Molecule: messenger RNA, 1764 nt
Organism: Eurytemora carolleeae
Lineage: Eukaryota; Metazoa; Arthropoda; Copepoda; Calanoida; Temoridae
Product: matrix metalloproteinase-24
Exons: 8
Coding region: 119-1684 (521 amino acids)
Biological process (GO): collagen catabolic process; proteolysis; extracellular matrix organization
Cellular component (GO): extracellular matrix
Molecular function (GO): zinc ion binding; metalloendopeptidase activity
Source: RefSeq, a predicted model, not a curated record
UAAGACCAUAUUUUAAUGUUUUAAAUCAUUCUUUUGCUUAGGAUUUUUUACUUUGAUCCUUUUUUCGGUUUCAAGAGUAACAGGGAACGGAGACAGCACAAGAGGUUUGUUCUACCUGAUGAAGUAUGGAUAUCUCCAGGGUAACGUGAACUCCUCCACGGACGGGUUGAAUAAGUACAUGAAGAGCGCAGUUCAGGAUUUCCAGACAUUUGCUGGGUUGGAACCAACUGGAGUACUUGACCCUGUAACAGUGGAGCUGAUGGAAACCCCUCGCUGCGGAGUUAAAGAUAUUAUUGGACAUGGAGCUACUGCCAGGAGGAGGAAAAGAUAUGUGCUACAAGGGAGCAAAUGGAGGGUGAAUGAUCUAACCUACAGAAUAUCCCAAUAUCCGAGUACAAAUAGGCUUAGUAAACAAGAGAUAGAUUUGCAGUUUAAACAGGCAUUCCAGCUUUGGGAGGAUGUUACCAGUCUCAGGUUCCAGCUUAGAGAUAGUGAUCCGGUUCAUAUAGAUAUCAAAUUUGUCAAGGGAGAACAUGGUGACGGAGAUCCAUUUGACGGUCCUGGAGGAACCCUGGCGCAUGCGUACUUCCCACAAUAUGGCGGAGAUAUGCACGUGGAUGAUACUGAAUACUGGACAAUUGAUUCUUUUAAAGGAACUAAUCUACUCCAGACAGUUGUUCAUGAACUAGGACACAGUCUUGGUUUAUCACAUUCGGACGUCCGAGAUUCUAUAAUGGCUCCGUUCUACACGGGCUGGACUCCGAACCUAAAACUGAGUAAAGACGACAUCCAGGCUAUUCAGGCCUUGUAUGGACCUAACGUGAAUGAGGCCAAACCAACCCCGCCUCCCACAACUAAGCCCCCAGUUCCCAUUCAACCUGGAGGUUCAGGACAACCUGAACCCGGUUCGGGAGGUUCAGGAGAUACUUCUCUCUGCGAAGAUGCAUCGAUUGAUACUAUUUUCAAAACAAAGGAUGGAUCUUCAUAUGUUUUCAAAGGUCAGAACUAUUGGAAAUUGACGGAUACAAGUGUAGCGGAUGGAUAUCCUAGGCUGAUAUCCCAGGACUGGGCUGGAUUGCCGGAUAAUCUAGAUGCAGCCUUUACCUGGGACUCAGGAGCAACCUACUUUUUCAAAGGUGGAGAAUACUGGAAGUUUGAAAACAUGGUUCCGAGUUCAAACUAUCCUAAACCUCUCUCCAAAGGGUUCCCGGAUAUCCCUUCCGAUAUAGAUGCAGCCUUUGUAUGGGGCGGAAACGGAAAGAUUUAUUUCUUCAAGGAUAAUAAUUACUGGAAAUUUGAUCCUGACCGAACCCCACAUGUCCAGUCUGGAAAGUAUCCUCGAAGUUUGUCUCUCUGGGGUCUACCUUCAAAUGUUGAAGGCUCAAUCCAAUGGGACAACGGCAAAACAUAUUUCUUCAAGAAGGGUCAGUACUGGAGGUUUAAUGAUCUGAGAUUUGGUAUUGACAGAGGCAACCCUCCAUUCCCCCGGAAUACCGGAGAAUGGUGGUUUGGUUGUCCUAAGGUUCGACCUCUGAUUGACGAGAAUGCCGGGGUAAACCUACCCGGAGUAAACCUGCCUGUAGUUCAGGCUGUGGAGGACGGAGGAGAUGUAGCGGUCAGAAUAGAUUUAUUAAACGAGGAGUAUUCUAAUACUGCAGGGGACGAGGAUCUCGAUGCAUUCUAGUAUUCAAAUAAAUCAUAAAAUAAAAAGAUAGAAAGGAAUUGAGUCUUUGCCACAAACUCUAAUUUUCUAAUUCCUAUAUC